GUAAAAGCAGCUCCUGCUUUGUAGAUAGAUUGGUGGACACAUACAGUUACCUUCGAGACUAAUAAACUCCUGUCGUGAUCCAAUCAUCAGAAGUCGAACUUAUUCUCUCAUCUGCUGCUCACGACCUACAAGCUAGAAGUAAAGAUUUGAACAAGUCAAUUCUUUUUGUCAAUAUUAAAGACGCAACCAACAACAUUCAAGAGAUUCACAGACACCAUGGUCGACCGUGCUUUUUCGAAGGAGGAAAAGGAUUUCUUCUUUUCCCUCGCCCGGAAUUUCACACUAGGUUGGCUCACGACCUCCGUUGCGGGGUGGUACGGCUGGCAGCAAUUAGCGAAACGAAAACUGCAGAUCCGCACUUCUUUCCGGGUGGUUGGGCACCUUGCGGUCCCGUUUUUGGCGAGCCAGCUGACGGCAGUGGUGCUGCUCAGGGAUGAGGUAGGAAGGAAAAUGAGCAGGUUGUUGUGCUGGAUGGAUCCUGAUCACGACAUUGAACAAAAGCUGAUACUACUUAAUAUGCAGCGCCAGGCGGUUGGAAGAAGUAUUUGAGAGAGAGGGAAGCAAGUUGUAGCCUGUCAUGCGGUAAUAUUAGCAUCAACGUCAAGAUGAUGAACGAUCGUACUUUAUAUAUCAAUAUAAAAAAAUGAAAAUCUAUCAGGCCACCCAGCGGCGCGUGCAAGAGAUGGCGCAGCGUGGGGAAGAGAUGGUUGAGGAGCUUCGCGCAGAGAGGGAGCAGAAGAGACGGAAAGCACCCCAGGACUUCAACUCCAUAAUCAAAUCCACCAACGCAGAUUUUGUCAACUCUCUAGCAGCAAGCAGUGGCUUAGACAGUAGCGGAUCUUCUGUUGCUGGGGGCGCAGCUUUCGACGCGUUACCAAGUGCAAGCGGUAGCAUGCUCAGUACCUCCAGUGCGCUGCGGAAUAUGGCGAGUCUGAACGCCGGGGGCGCGGCGCCAGCACUGGGGGUCGUGAACCAACAUCUGGGCAGCAGCAGCUUAAUACCGUCUAGUUCUAUGGGCGGCGGAACUUCCUCUACAGGAGAAGGAUUUUACCAGUCGGAUCUAUUCUACUCCGGAGCGGGUGGUGCUUCUGCACAUGAUCGGCGGUACGAACCAGCCUCGGGGAGCAGUGCGGCCGACGUGUUCAACAGUUCAUCUAGUACUCCACCUAGGACGACAAAAGUAGAUGAUGUUGACCACAGUCAUGCAGCAGGGGGAUCAUAUAGUGAUCCAGAUCCUGCGGUAAUAUCUUGUUCGAGUACAACAAGUAGUCCAGAUGGUGAAACUUCUACACAGAUGUACAUGUCCUCGAGAAGAAGUAGCAGUGUCGGUCACCAGACUGUUCCUCCGGACAACGAUCAGUGGCCGCCGGUGGAGGUCGGAGUUCAAUUUGACGACGCAACAUCAAUGCCUUUUACUUCAUCACACAGCACGGCCACUGCUGAGCCGAAGUUUUUUUGAACAAUCCGAUGAAGUCGAAUAGCUGCAUGAUAGAAGGAGGGGAUCUUUCUAAGUAAUUUUGAUUUACUUACUUCAGUUUUACGUCAGGAAGGAAGAGAAGCUUCGCCUUCUGCUCGUCCACCUCCGGGCAAAACAAUACCUCUGUGAAAAACAGCAGCAACAUGUUUCCUGAAGAUGGCACUCUACAAGUAGUAGAGGACGUGGACCAUGAUCCUCCUAGCUACUUACUUACUUGUUUGUUCCCCAUUCAGAAGUGUGUAAACCUUUCGUGGUGCCUGCGACCGGGC
Molecule: messenger RNA, 1746 nt
Organism: Amoebophrya sp. A120
Lineage: Eukaryota; Dinophyceae; Syndiniales; Amoebophryaceae
Source: the annotation of a GenBank genome assembly